UAUGCGCUUUGAUUGAUCCUAUAAAACCCUCACUCUCACAAUCCCAAAAGGCACCAAAGCUUCUCCAAAUACAACAUCCCCAUAGCCAAAGAAAAGAAAAGCAAAGAAAUAACAUAAAAUUGGACAUGCCUUUUUCUCUCCUGACAACGGUGUCCUCCAAUUUCGAUUCAAAAUUUGAUGAAUGUCAAUGGGUGAUCUGCAUCCGUAGAUCCCUUGAUGAAGAGCUUGAAGAUGAUAUUGAAGUUCCUGUCUCAAUCUUCAGUGUUCCCAAAGUUCUUAUUUCUAGUAGUCCUGAUAGUUACACCCCACAACAGCUUGCUCUCAGUCCUUACCAUUAUUGGCGUCCGGAACUAUAUGAGAUGGAGAGAUACAAGCUGGCUGCAGCAAAAAGAACCCAAAAGCAAUUGCGGUGUCUUGCAUUUCAAAACCUUGUUGAACAACUGGAAAAGCUUGAGCCAAGAAUUCGAGCUUGCUAUCACAAGUACUUAGAUAUCAAUUCUGAAACUUUAUCUUGGAUGAUGGCCAUUAGUGCUUCGUUCUUGCUUGAGUUUCUUCAAAUCUAUGUUUUCCAUGAAAGGACUAUAUCAAAAGUUUGCUCCAGAAUGUCCCAUUUGAUUGAUUAUGCAGGAACAAAAUCAGCUCACCAUUCGAUUCUCAGAGACAUUGUGAUGCUUGAGAAUCAGAUUCCAUUGUUUGUAAUGCGAGAGGUGCUAGAAAUCCAAUAUUCAUCGUUGGAAGCAGCUGAUGGUGUUUUACUUUCGAUGUUAAUGGGAUUAUGUCAAGAGCUCUCCCCUUUCAAAACGAUGGAGAACAUGCCAAAGAUUGUAAUUUCCAAGCGUCCUCACGUUCUAGACUUUCUGUACCACAUGAUAGUACCGAAAGUGGAAGAAUCACCGUCUGAAUCAGUUGUCCAACCGGAGGAACAAAAAGAACCCAUAGAAGAAAAGGAAAGCAGUUCUGUGGACUCAAGUCUAUAUGUGAAGCAGCUUUUGAGAAAGAUAGGGGAGAUGCUCUCAAAGAUGAACAGUGCCCCCGCACGGCUCAUCAAAGCAACUCUACAGUCGAGACCUGUUAGAAUCAUACUUAAAUUGCCCUGGAAAAUCCUCUCUAACCUCCCUGGAUUUUCAAUCUUGAGAAAACCAAUCGAGUAUUUGUGUUUCCUAAAAGAGAAGGAAGAAAAAACUAAACCAGGUGCAAGCAAUUUCAGCAUCCACGAAACCCCUCGGGCAGAGGAGAUAGCAAUUCCUUCCGUAGCUGACCUUUCAAAAGCUGGUGUCCGCAUUUUGCCCACCAAUGGUAACAUUUCAACUAUCAGUUUUGAUGUCAAGACUGUUACAUUAUAUCUCCCUGUCUUCUGCUUAGACAUUAACACGGAAGUUGUCAUGAGGAACCUGGUGGCAUAUGAAACAUCGAAUGCGUCAGGUCCUUUGGUUUUUACUCGCUAUACUGAAUUAAUGAAUGGAAUUAUUGACACUGAGGAGGAUGUCAAAUUGCUAAGAGAAAGGGGCAUCAUUCAGAACCAUUUGAAGAGUGACAAAGAGGCUGCAGACUUGUGGAAUGGGAUGAACAAAUCCAUCAGACUGACCAAAGUUCCUUUCUUAGAUAAAGUGAUUGAAGAUGUCAACAAGUAUCACAAUUGCAGAUGGAAUGUUAAACUCACAAACUUCUUUAAGCAGAAUGUGUAUGGUUCCUGGCAGUUUCUCACAAUGCUGGCCACAAUUAUGCUCCUGUUCUUGGUGACAUUUCAGUCCUUUUGCUCGGUUUAUAGCUGUUCCAAAGUCUUUCAUCAAAUCCAACCCUCUGACUGACCUAUAUACUUUGGUGCAUUUUCAUGUAUAGCAAACUAGUAUUAUGACAGACAAUCGUUGGUUCCAUUGAUUGAUUGAUCCUUUCUAGCUUGUAACGAGACAAAUUGGAUUCGAAAAAAGGUAUUCUAUGUAUGCUAGAUUCUUAAUGGUCAAAUGAGGUUUCAUUGAUUGAUUAUUGUCUUGUUUGAAAGAAUGAAUGUUAAUUUCUCACCUAUUUCCUAGAAA
This is a messenger RNA of Durio zibethinus, 2033 nucleotides long. The record is from RefSeq and is a predicted model, not a curated record. Lineage: Eukaryota; Viridiplantae; Streptophyta; Magnoliopsida; Malvales; Malvaceae.